Eurypyga helias (sunbittern) is the source of this 960-nucleotide messenger RNA. RefSeq names its product oocyte zinc finger protein XlCOF19-like. The record is from RefSeq and is a predicted model, not a curated record. NCBI's taxonomy places the organism in Eukaryota, Metazoa, Chordata, Aves, Eurypygiformes, Eurypygidae. Gene Ontology annotation, biological process: negative regulation of transcription by RNA polymerase II. Gene Ontology annotation, molecular function: DNA-binding transcription repressor activity, RNA polymerase II-specific.
AUGGUUUUGGGGGAAGAACCCCUCUACGAGUGUUCCCACCGCGGGAAUUGCUUCCAGAACGGAUCCGAGCUCGUUUGCCGCCAGCGUUUGGCCAGGGAAGGGAAGAGUUUUACGUGUGGAGAGUGCGGGAAGGAAUUUGGGAAGAGUUGGGAGCUUAAUUCCCAUCGGAGAAGCCAUGUGGUGGCAAAGCCCCACCCGUGUCUGACGUGCGGGAAGCUCUUCACGGAGACGUCGGCGCUCAUCUGGCAUGAGCGAGUCCAAUGGGAACAGCCCUACAAGUGCCCGGAAUGCGGGAAGAGGUUCACCUGUAGCUCCGAUGGCGUCGUCCAUCGUCGGAUUCACACGGGGGAGAAACCCUUCCAGUGCUCCGGGUGUGGGAAGAGCUUCAGCCAACGCUCCGACCUCUUCACCCACCGGAUCGUACACUCCGGGGAGAAACCCUUCCGCUGCUGGGAAUGCGGGAAAGCCCUCGCCUGGAGGUCGGAGCUCACGGUCCACCAGACCCACACCCAGGAAAAGCCCUACCAGUGCUCCCAGUGCAAAAAGUCCUUCCGGGGACGGUUUGGGCUCUUCCAGCACCAGCGGUCGCUCAUGGGGGAGAAGCCCUACGCCCGCUCCGAGCGCGGGAAGAGCAUCGGGCAGAGCUCGGACCUCGUCGCCUGCCAGCGCUUCCACACGGGCGAGAAGCCCUACCCCUGCGCCGACUGCGGGAAGAGGUUCACCAGGAAAUCCAGCCUCAUCGUCCACCAGCGGGGACGCCGAGGGCGGGGAACUGGAGAACGCUCCAAAGGUGGGAAGUGCCCGCAGGAAGACUCCAGGAUGGGUUUUCCCAGGGGCGUGGCCGUGGGAGACGGCUCAUCCCCCUGCUCUGGGCGUGCAUCGAGCUCCUUGACCGGCCGAGGUGACGCAGAGGACGAAAAAUCGCCCAAGUGCCUGGAAGAGGAGAAAUGGCUUGGCAUG